This is a messenger RNA of Fusarium vanettenii 77-13-4, 1677 nucleotides long. RefSeq lists its product as uncharacterized. The record is from RefSeq and is a predicted model, not a curated record. NCBI's taxonomy places the organism in Eukaryota, Fungi, Ascomycota, Sordariomycetes, Hypocreales, Nectriaceae. The transcript is spliced from 7 exons. Bases 1 to 1677 code for a protein of 558 amino acids.
AUGGCAGACGCGCCCUUGAUAAACCCGAUCUCGUCAAUUGCGCGCGUGGUUCGCACAAUGGCUGACUAUCCCAGUGCAAAAGGUGCAGGGUGCCAGGAGCAAAAUGCCGAAUGUGUUUAUGUUCGUCAGGUGCCCAGAAAGCCCGUCACGACUACUGGGGACCGUGUAGGAUCAAUUGAGGCGACCUUGGACACGAUUCUACGACGGCUGGAUCGAAUUGAACAAAAUUGCCGUUGCCAGAGCCUUCGAAGGCAAUUAGAUGACUCGCCUGGGUUUGAUGCUUCGCCCGAAGACGCAUUUCAGAAUCAAUCCGACUCGGACAUUGAUAUUGACGCGGGUAAUGGUGUCGAAUCGCAUCGUCCAUUUCCAGUCAUACCUUUGACCUCUGUGUCUGGCAAUAACGUUGUCUCUGAGCACUUAGAAUCACCAUCUACGACACCAGAUCCAAACUCGCCGUUACCCGUCCUUCGGUAUGCCGUUGAAGAAGUCCAACGACGUGUAGCUAAACGCCAUAAUUCUCCCAGUGCAAAUACGGAAGAGCCCAUCGAGCCGGCACUAGCAAAGUCGUGGGUACAGAGUUACUUCGCUCACUUAUCAGAAGAUCUUUCCCCAGCCUUGUUAAAUGUUCAGCUUAUACACCUCAUGCCUGACAUCAUCGGGCUGCCCAAUGUCCAUCUCGAUGCAGCCAUUAUCGUGGUUUAUUAUUGCAUUUUAUACCAUGGCUGCUUUCUCGGUCGCCAGUCCACAUCGGUUUCUGAUAACGCAAAAACCAUGAGCAAACUCUAUCAUCGUUGUCUUGAUGCUGCUUCAGCCUGGGAGCCACAAGCAACCGGGACCAACAUGGACUUUAUCGCCGCCUUCUUCAUGGAUAGUUCUGUACUCAAUGCAGGUCGAAAAGGCUUCUGGGAGCUGGUCACCAUGGAUGUGUAUUUCCGUCUGAUUCACAACAAGCCACCGGCGAUAAUGGCUUGCCGACCAGAUGCCAAGGUCAACCUCCCAUGGCUCGCUGGGCCUGGAUCUCAGGUAGAAGAGACGACAACAACGAUCCGGUUCUUGAUCGAUUCCCGACGGACCUUCAUUCUCAUGGACUUUUUCCAGUUACUGGAGGAUUCUGAAGCUCGACCUGACCCAGAUCUUGUUUCCAAAACCGGGGCGCUUUGCCGCGACAUUGAGGGAUUGUAUGAACAAUGGGAAAUUAAUGACUGGGUCAGGAAAAUGAUAGACUCUGACGGUCAGCUAUGGACAAUUGCUGGCGUUGCAUUGGAAGGAUACACUUGUAUCAUCUUCAUGCUCCGUCGCGCUAUCAGUGUCCAUUCUGGCAUUCCCGGGAACCAGGAACUUGGUCCUGAGGUUAUCAAUCACCCAUUGGUGCUCAAAGCGUCCCGGCAUAUCCUUGAGGUAGUAGCCCUUCUGCUGUCGGCUAUUCCCUCUAUGGGGACUGUUGCUGUCACGUUUGUUGUCCUCCAAGCGCACAUACCACUUGCAUGUUUAGCUACUUACCUGCUGCAUCCUGUGGGAUCUCGGGAUUGUGAAGCAGACAUCGUCUUGCUUGAAAAUGUGAUCGAGGGGACGAAGAGAAUAUCAAGGGAUAUAGAGGAACUGGUGCCCCUGACGGCGGCUAUGGAGGAACUGAAGACCAAAGUGAGAAGUACAGUUGGUGAUAAUGUGGCGAAAUGA